UUAUAUAUAUAGGCUCUUAAACAAAAUUUGAUAUUUUUACCAGAACUCCCCACCAUGACUGUGUCAUAUCACUUUCUAAUUUAAAACACCACAGGAUAUGCAGUGUUUUGUUUACAUUUAAUUAUUUAAAUUCUGUAGCAUUUCAUAUAAUAAAAUGUAAUUAUAAAACUUGUAUCUUAAAGCAUCAUGAAGUAUCUUAUUAUUAUGAAGUUAAUUGGUCAUAUUGCCUACACAAGUCAUUUUAUCUGUGUUUAUUUUGCAUUAUUUUUAAACAGUGGUUUUGUAAUCUACUUAACCAAUGCUAAACCAAAAAUAAAGUGAUGUGUUCGGGGGAAAAUGCUGUGAUGUUUUCAUUUCAGAUCUGCACAAACUGGGGGUAGUAAGUGGGUAGUAACUGAUUACAUGUAAUCUGGAUUACGUAAUUAGAUUACAAAAAUUAAGUACUUGUAAUUAGAUUAAAUUACAUUUUAAAAUACUGGUAAUCAAACUAUAGUUACUAUUCUAUAUAUUACAUGAUUACAUAUUAUUCACACAAUAGCAAUAAAUUAUUCAUAAUUUUGAAUUCAUCUUUUUAAUUCCUUAAAAAUCCAGAUUUGUGGACAUUCACACAAACACCAAUCAGCUGGCUGUAAUUAUACAAAAAAAAAAAUAAAAAAUUGAGAGGCCACACAACAUUUGACCACUGGAUUACAAAAGCAUUACAGUUUUCGAAAGUCUUUUCUCAAUAUUUCAACAUUGCAUCAACUACUGAUAAACACAAUAUUGUUGAUUUUUAUUUUAUUUUUUAUUGUUGCAAUUAUUGCUCAGUGGCUGACAGUGGGGUUAUUUAUGUCUUUAGAAGGCUUUUGUCUUUCAAACACAUUAAAAUGCACAAAUUUGUGUUAUUUCUUAUUUACAUGUAAUGCAGGCAUGGUACAAGUUUCCUAUUUAAAUAGGAGUUGACAAGAAAAGUUAUUUGAGAGGUUGACCAUGAAAGAUUGCAAAAACUACAACAACAUUCUUUUUUCUUUGUAAUGUGUGUCCGGUGUAUAUUAGCAGUAACAGUCCUUACAAUCCUUUUAUGCUGUACUGUAAUUACACAUUUUGGACAUGGGUUCUCUCACAACUCCUGAUUUGAAUAUGGCUAUACUUUGAAUAUGGCAAUACUUUGGCUAAAUUAUAUACAUAAGUGCAAAUUUCUUCAAACCACUCUACUCUUUUUCCAUUCCUACAAGAGGUGGUGUUAUAGAUUAUUAAAAUAUAUGCAAAACAAAAAGCUUUUAUGCCAUCCUUUGUCUUGUAGCUUAAAUGUAGUGUUCUACAUUAGUGAAUUUGUCAUUUUAAAGAACAUGAAGCAUAGCAAGCUACCCAAGUGGUUGAGAAAAACUCAAAUAGUAGGUACGAAUUCAAACAUGUUUAAUAAAACUUUAUUAUCAUUUACACAGUUUUCUGCUUAUUUUUUCCGGUUGUUCAGUCUUUGGUUGUCUUGUUAAAAAAUGUCAAUGCGUAUUUGUACAAUGGGUAUUUUGAUAAAUUUUAAGUAUAUCUUUAAAGUACAACUGGCUCCAGCCUGACCCCAUAUGAUGUUAAUUUAACUGGAAAAAGGGAUGAAUAAAUAAAGGUGCUGUGUGAGCAUGUGUUCAUCUCUGAUUUCCCCUCUGGUCUGUGUGGUCGAGUUUCAUCUAAAGCUCAGUCGUGUUUCUGCUCACAGUAAAAGAUGUCUGAAUAAUCACAGUACAGAAGAUAUUCAACUGAAUCAGACAAUGAAGAUCAUACAGCUUCAGAUCUAUCUGUUGAUGUGGUCUCAAGCCACAGAGAGUCUAACAAACAAACAAGUGUCUUUAGGAGCUGAUGUGAAUAUAACCUGUGAUCUUGAUAUAAAGGAGAUUUACUGGUACAAACUGAAAUCACCGGAUCCUCCAAUGUUUAUCUUACGUACUUUUGACAGCACAUAUGAAGGAGCUGAAUAUGAAAACAGCAUCUUUGAAGACAAAUACUCAGUGAAAACUAACAGUCGUCUGUUCAUCAGAAAUAUCAGCACUGAUGAAUUAGGAGUUUAUUAUUGUGUCAAAACUAGUGAACCACAAAAAUUCAGCAACGGCACCAAAAUCUACAUCAGCGAGUCUGUCCAAAGGAAUCAGACUUUAGAGUGUAAGCAAAAUGAUGCUUCACAACAUAAUAAAUCGUGGAGAAAUCUGAUGAUCAUCAUCAUCUCAUCUGCCCUGCUCAACGUGCUUUUGACCAUCACUUUAAUAGGUUUGGUGACGCGCUACCUUCAUGCAACUAGAAAAUGUAAAAACAACCCUCAAACCACCACGGCAGCACAAUACUCAGAAGAUACACAGUACGCUGAAAUUGAUCAUCCCAUCCGCCCCAGAGAAAGCAGGCCUUGCCAGGACCAGACCACCUAUUCUCUUUUACAGCCAAAAAAAAAGUAGUUGUUUAAAACUUAGUAUGUUUGAUAAAUAUACUUUAGAUAUGAAAAAUGUGUAUUAAAUUUAACAUUUCUGUAAUUCCGUUUGUAGAAUUUAUUACUUUCAAUGACUUCAGUGGUAUAUUAUUUAAAAAAAAAAUGUUUAAGAUAGACAUAUUUAAUAUUUAGAAGAGAGAUAUUGAAGAGAAAGAAAAUCAAAUUUGAAACAAAGUUGAUUUUGCUUUUUAUUUAAAUGUUUCUUUCACAAACAUUCAGUUCAAUGAAAACUACUUGGAGUUCAGAGUCAUGAUCAGAUCUGUGAUGAUUUGUCACUGCAUCUAAGAUUAAUGUUCUAUAUGAAAAUAUAAUUACAAUUCUAAUUGGUUGAAAGUAAAACAGUGGACACUGUGGCUGUUUGCCACAAGAGUAAGUUGUCACAAGCGCUGUAAAUAUGCCACUUAAAGUUUUGUUGGUGUUAAUUGCAAAGUUGAACUGUGAUCUCAUGACAAGUUUUUUUUGCUUUUUUUUUUUUUUGUUUGUUUGUUGCCAUGUAUAUGUUUGCUGCUUUGUGAAUUGUUAUGUUCACAAAACAUAACACCAGCACAUGACCAGGUAAGGACCAGCAUAAACCAGCUAAAAUCAGUAUACCAGCACCAAAACCUACCUGGCUAUGCUGGUUAUUUCAACAGGGGUGUGGUGUGCUAGAUAAUAUUAAUGAUCUUGUCUGUGAUGAAAUGUUCCUGUUUUGAAUGGAGAUCUUGCUUUUACAGCUCUUCUUUCAAACUAGCGGUGAGUUGCGUGUAAACCACAGGGUAAUGAGGUUUCUCAGAGCUGAAGUAGUUUCUCAACAAGUUUCAAGAAACACCAUGCAAUGAAUAAUCCUUAAUCUUGAACCAUACAAUACAUCCGCUAGCAGUUACAAAGAUAAAAUUCCUUCCCAGAAUUGUUUUUUUCACAGUUCACUUGAUUUCAUUACAAUUGUCUGCUUAUGUAUUAUAAAGAUUUCAUGUACAGCUGGAAAUCACAGGAGCAGCUUUCAAUGUAUGUACUAAAGACAUUUUUUGACUUUCUUAUUAAUAGGUUUAAAUUUUUUUGUGUGCAUGUUAAAAAGUCCAACUUCUGCACAGCUCUCCUUUGUGGUUAACAAACAGCAUGAGUUUUUGCAAAUGAACUCCUCCACAGUUUGGUCAGUGUGUUUAUCUGCAGUCACAGACAAAGAUAGUUUACUUUUAUGCAUAUGAAAGCAAAUCUAAAAAUAGACAUUCAGUCUUUUUAACAGCAUGCACUGUAAAGGUCCUAGAUCACAUGCAAUUUAAAUAUACUUUCAUAUAGUUUUCAUUAAUUUCCUGUCAGAAAUUAAAUAUGCUCUGUAUUGUAUGUGGGUGUGCUCAACCCUAUGGGGUAGGUUUUUGUUUUUGGACUUCAAUAAAGCCUGUCUAACUCUGCAUUUGAGUCUUUGCCUCUGCCCACAACAACACCUGACAUCACAAACACCUGCAUGCAUCGAGUGGUUUAAACAUUAACCAAGUGAACAUAACAGGAAAAAACAUUAAACAAAUGUACUUGAAAUAUACCUGAGUUUCACCUUUCCUGCUCCAUCAAGAGGAAGCAAAAAACUGUUAGCCAAAUACAUUGUUUGAACAAAAUAACCAAAACUACACAAAGUAAAACAAAUACAAUCCAGGGUAAUUUAAAUAUAAAUACUCAAAAAGGUUUGUGUCAAUCACAGUUUGUUUCGUAAUAAGAAAUUUAAACAUGAAUAUUGAGUGCAAAGUAAGCCUCAUCUGUUCAUAAAUAAUGUCACUAUUGAUGAUUUAGGACUUUAUUACUGUGUGACCACAGACACACCUCCAAAAUACAGCAAUGGCACAAGACUACACAUCACUGGUGAGUAACAAUUCAGUGAUGUUUACGUUACAUCUUUUCAGAUUAGAAAAACAAACAUGUUAAACCCUUCAAAGUACUGAACAUAUAAUAUCCUACAGAAUAUACUGCAGAAAUCCAGAAUCAUACAGAGACAAAUCUCACACAAUGUCAGACUUUUACCCUCAUAUCUGCUCUGUUGAAUGGUCUUCUGAUCAUUGUGAUCAUAGGUGAGUUACUUGAUAGAAUUGCAGUUGUUGCUUCUUCAAAUGGAAAGACUUCAAUCUGAAUUCUCUGUCACUUUAAAGGAGUAUUGAAGAAGUUUAUUCUUGGAAGCAAGAGAUCCAGAGACAGCUCGAAAACAUUUCAAACUGCAAAUCUACAGCAGCCUCAAGUUAUGGAUGUUGAACAACUCCAAGACUUAAGCCUAGUGCAGUUUGCUGUGGUGGAUCCUCCCACAUCAUGUCAAAGGUUUCAGUCCAGCCAAGCCAAUAGCAUUUCAACACUAGCUGCUGAAAUCACCAACGAUUAACC
Messenger RNA from Labeo rohita (rohu), 4789 nucleotides. RefSeq lists its product as uncharacterized. The transcript has 6 exons. The record is from RefSeq and is a predicted model, not a curated record. NCBI's taxonomy places the organism in Eukaryota, Metazoa, Chordata, Actinopteri, Cypriniformes, Cyprinidae. The coding region runs from base 1614 to 2417 and encodes 267 amino acids.